UUAUUGACAGAUGGAAAUAAACAGAGCAAAAUAAACGGAACUAAUGUAAAACAGCCUAUAUCAGCUAUUUGAAACACACAAUGGACACUUUAGCGGAGAUAAAGGACAACACGCAUGCAGAGGAGCCAGGUUUAUUUCCCACUGCUGUGUCAGCUGAGAAGGUGGAAGAAGCCAGGAGAAAAAGCACCUUGAAGAAGUGUUUUGGCUCCAGUGCAAUCUUUCUGGAACCAGGAGAGAAACGGCCUCAAAGACUAGACCUACAGGCGAGCCUCAUCAUCCAGAGCAAGGCCGCAGAGCAUUACAUAAACGGAAAAGAGGCAAUGGGAAAGUCUCAGUUUGAGAAGGCUGUGAACUGCUUUUCCAAAGCCAUCACACUGCAGCCAGAACAGACUCGGCUACAUGAGAGCCAGGCGGAGGCCUACCUGCAGCUGUGUGACUUCCAGUCAGCAGCAGCCUGUUAUAAACAGGCCUCUCUGCUGGAGCCCGGUGCAUUCAGGGACCGCCUGGCCUUCAUUUUUUAUCUCCAGGGCCAGUGCUUGUUUGACCGAGGCCUUUUCCUGGAGGCUCUGGAGGCUUUUAGCAAAGCUGCUGAGCUGAAGCCCGGCUGCAGGGCCUACCAGGUCAGAAGGCUGGCCUGCCUGUCAGCUGUAGGUCAGCACAGCGACUGUCUGAAGCUGGUGAGCGGCUGGAUGCUGUCAGAGGGUCCCACCGCGGACCUCUACAUCCUCAGAGCCCGACUGCACAAACGACUCAAGCAGACAACGCAAUGUUAUAGAGAUGUGAAGUCAGCGCUAGUGUUGGAUCCUCAGAGUCCAGCGGCUGGCGCCAUGCUGCUGCAGCUGCAGGAGGCCAGUGAACAGGCCAGACAAGAAGCAGUAGACAGAUCUUUGUCUGGCCAUCUGCCUGAAGCCUGCUGCAUGAUCAAUAUCGCUUUGGAGAACUGCCCAGAGGAUGCACACCUCUACCUUUUCAGAGGGAUUGUGUACCGCCGCCUGAAGGAUUUCACAGCAUCCCUCGAGGAUCUGGUCCAGGCUGUGGAGCUGUGCAAGGAGGAGGAGGAGGAGGUCGGGGGUGAGGCAGAGGCUGCAGAGAGGAAGGAUGAACGUGGCUCUGUGGAGGAGGAGGUGCAGUUUCAGCUGGUUCUGACCUACAAUGACUUUGCUGUUGAGUGCUUCAGCAGAGGCCUCUUCGCCGAGGCCACGCUGCUUCUCAACAAGGCCAUUGAGGAGGAGAAGGGCCAGGCGGGCCUCUACCUGAACCGAGGAGAUUGUUUCUUUAAGCAGGGUGACUGGUGUUUUGCUCUGGCUGACUACCAGCAGGCUGAGGAUAUGAUGCGGCCCAAUGACCCUGCUGUCCGGCUGCGCCUUGCUGUCCUCCACAACACCCUGGGCUCUUUCUGCUUCCAGGACGGGUGUUACCAAGAGGCAGUUGAGAUGUUUUCUCUGGCCAUCCAGGACAACCCCACUGCGGGUCAUUACUAUGAAAGCAGAUCCAAAGCUUCCCGAAAGCUUCUUAACUUGAAGGGAGCCAGAGAGGACUUUGUCUGCAUGCUGAUCCUGGAUCCCAACAACGAGGAGGUGCCUCCUAUGCUCAUGAACCUGUUCCCUGGCUACAGUGAGUCGGAUGUUUUGUCCAGUCCAGCAGGACAAAGGAUCAGAGGUCAGCUGAUGGACACCAUCCAGGCCUGCAGCUCACCCUCUGAUCAACAACAACUGAGUGAGCAGCUCCUAAAGAUGGCUCUGACCAAUGAGAACACAGCGAGUUCGUCAAAAGACCCGCCUGAAGCAGGAAAGGAGCUGAAGCUGAGUGUUAACCAGCAGGAGACGCAGAUAACCGUGAAGAACCUCCUGCAGGUUAAGGAAGUGGUUCAGUCAUGUCUCCACGACCGUCCAGCUCUGCAGCACAGUCUGCCCACAGACACACCAGGAUGUCGUAAGAAAACAAGCGAUUUGGGGUGUUCUGAGUCCACAUCUCAGAAGUAAAACUUCUCUGGGUGGUGAUAAUACCAGGAAUAAAUGUUUUUUUAUCAAUCGUCUGAGUGCUAUAUUUCUUUGGAGCAAAUCUUAACUCAAAACUCAAACCUAUGUUUCCAAACUUAACCUCUUAAGCCCUGAGCCUGUUUUUCAGG
Trematomus bernacchii (emerald rockcod) is the source of this 2128-nucleotide messenger RNA. RefSeq names its product tetratricopeptide repeat protein 16. The record is from RefSeq and is a predicted model, not a curated record. Lineage: Eukaryota; Metazoa; Chordata; Actinopteri; Perciformes; Nototheniidae. Gene Ontology annotation, molecular function: protein binding. The transcript is spliced from 13 exons. The coding region runs from base 81 to 1982 and encodes 633 amino acids.